Neltuma alba is the source of this 522-nucleotide messenger RNA. RefSeq names its product early nodulin-55-2-like. The transcript is spliced from 2 exons. Gene Ontology annotation, cellular component: plasma membrane. Bases 1 to 522 code for a protein of 173 amino acids. Lineage: Eukaryota; Viridiplantae; Streptophyta; Magnoliopsida; Fabales; Fabaceae. The record is from RefSeq and is a predicted model, not a curated record. Gene Ontology annotation, molecular function: electron transfer activity.
AUGGCUAGAUCAUCUUUAUCAACAUGGAUGAUGCUUCUUUUGUUUCUUGUAAUAUCAAAGUAUGAAGCGAAAGAGUAUUUAGUUGGAGACAGUGAAUCAUCUUGGCUGCUUCCUCUUCCUCAAGCUGAGCGGCUCAACCAAUGGGCUUCCACUCACCAUUUUAGGAUUGGAGAUUCUCUUCUGUGGAAGUAUGAUGAAGGAUCAGAGUCGGUGCUAGAUGUGAAAGAAGAACAUUAUCAUAACUGCAUCAAGUCUAAUCCCAUUCAAAGUUACAAUGAGGGACGUGCCAAGAUAGUGCUGAAUAGGCCAGGAUCUUUUUACUUCAUAAGUGGUGCACAAGAUCAUUGUGAGCAAGGAUUGAAAAUGCAUGUCAGAGUCUUAUCUGGCAAUCAACGAUAUUAUUCUCAUCCUUAUCCAAUACCGUCGUCGUCGCCACCACCGGUGCCACUGCCACCAUUUCCAUUGCCGUUUCCAUUGCCACCACCACCGAUAUUGUCGCCAUCACCACGACGUCUCAACUAG